This is a messenger RNA of Equus quagga, 2347 nucleotides long. RefSeq names its product C-type lectin domain family 10 member A-like. Gene Ontology annotation, molecular function: fucose binding; signaling receptor activity; D-mannose binding. Gene Ontology annotation, biological process: biological process involved in interspecies interaction between organisms. The record is from RefSeq and is a predicted model, not a curated record. Gene Ontology annotation, cellular component: external side of plasma membrane. The transcript has 10 exons. Lineage: Eukaryota; Metazoa; Chordata; Mammalia; Perissodactyla; Equidae. Bases 596 to 1513 code for a protein of 305 amino acids.
GGAAGCUUAAUGGCUGAGACCCAGAGGAAGCUCAGAUGCCAGGAACUUGGGUCAAGAUGGAGCAAGACCAGAGAAAUGGGCUGCUCUGGAUUUCAGUGUGCAAUGCUUUGACACCAAAAAUUCUGGGAAAUCCUGAGGCAGGAAGUGAAAGGGAGUGAGGGCCAAAGGAGAAACAACACAUUGGGUUUCCUUCUGGUCCCUUCUGGUCUGACUCCCCUCUCCCAAAUGGUAAAAUUGAGGAAGUCAGGGGAACUUAAAAGAAGCAGAAGAGGAGGAGAGCCAAGCUGACCGCACGUCCAACUCCUCCACACACACAAUCGCUGCCCCUGUUCCGAUUUUAAUUCCUUCUCCUUAUUAUUGACUUCCCCAAGUCGAGAAAACAGAAGAUCCCAGCUCAUAGACCCCUGGGCUUUCAGACACGAAGACCAGCAGGACUCUGCUCACAUAUGUGACUCAUCCUUUGGCCACCUCUACCCCCAACUCUCCAGGAUUUAGUUUUUUCCAGCUCUGGUCAUCGCUGCACAAAGAACCCAAGGAUCCCAGCCUGCAGGCUUUCCACAGCUCUGACAGCCUCGGUGGUCGUGUUGGUGCCAGCAUGCCAGUGAAUUAUGAAAACUUUCAGGACUCGGAGAGUGAGAACCAAAGCCCGGGGCUUAGAAUUGGGCUGCCUCCCCUCCUUCCUCCCUUCCUGCAGACACUCUGUUCCAGCUCCCGCCUCCUGCUGCUCUCCCUGGGCCUCAGCCUCAUGCUGCUGGUUGGCGUCUGUGUGAUCGGAUUCCAAAAUUCCACGUUUCAGAGGGACCUGGUGACCCUGAACAACUCCACAUCACAAACUGAGCUUCAGGUCAAGUCCCUGAUAUCCCAGGGUGACAGUUUGCAAAAGACGAUAACACCUCUGAAAGCAGGGGUGGGGAAUCUCAGGCAGGAACUGCAAGCAGCCCGUAGCAUGAACGACAAGGUGUUUUCCCUGGAGAAGAAGCUGGAGGAGGAGCAGCAGACACUCAAAGCAGAUUAUGCUGAAAUACGCCUCCUAGUCCAGCAGCUGGCCAAAGACCUGACAGCCCUGACUUGCCAGGCGGCUGCCCUCAAGAGCAAUGGCUCUGCCAGGGCCUGCUGCCCCCUUAACUGGCUGGAGCAUGAAGGCAGCUGCUACUGGUUCUCUCGCUCUAAGAAGCCCUGGCCCGAGGCUGAGAAGCAGUGCCAGCUGCAGAACGCCCACCUCGUGGUCAUCAACUCCAGAGAGGAGCAGGAUUUUGUCCAGGAACAUACAGGCUCCUCAUUCACCUGGAUGGGGCUCAGUGAUCCUACAGGAGUCUGGAAAUGGGUGGAUGGGACAGACUACAAGACCAACUUCCAGAACUGGAGUCCAAGCCAGCCAGAUGACUGGGAUGGACAUGGGCUGGGCCCAGGUGAGGACUGUGUCCACUUCAACCCGGAUGGCACGUGGAAUGACAAUGCCUGCCAGAGGCCAUUCCACUGGGUCUGUGAGACCAAGAUGGACAAGGCCAGCUAGCAGAGUGUCAGAGGGGCUCCCUGUAGACCACCCAGCUGCAGAAAUGGGAUCAGGGGAGAGGGGCCCUUCUCCAGAGACGCCUAACGAGACCUCUGUGGGAGAGGAACAAGCCCUGUGAGAUGGGAGCACUGCCCUCAGCCUGAAUUGUGUUCCUCUCAACUGUCAAAAGACUAUAUAAAGGUCCUAAGGUUUUUUAAAAAAUUUCAGCUUCGUUGAGGCAUUAUUGACAUAGAAAAUCGUAAGAUGUUUAAGGCUUACUUUCUGGUGAUUUGACAUAUAUGUUGAUACACACAUUGAUAGAUACAUUGUGAAAAGACUCCCCCCAUCUUGGUAGUUAACACAGCCAUCACCUCACCUAGUUAUCUUUGUUUUCUUUUUGGUGAGGACAUUUAAGUUCUACUCUCUUCGUAAAUUUCAAUUAUUCAAUACAGUGUUAUCAACUGUAGUCACCAUGUCAUACAUUCGAUCCUCAGACCUUGUUCAUCUCAUUGCUGAAAGUUUGUGCCCUUUGACCAACCUCUCCCCAUUUCCCCUCCCCCCAGCCCCUGGCCACCACUUUUCUACUCUCUGUUUCACCCACUUUGCCUUAUUUAUUAAUUUAUUUUCGAUUCCAUGUAUAAGGGAUACCAUGCACUAUUGUUUUUGUCUCUCUGGCUCAUCUCACUUACCAUAAUGCCCUCAAGCUCCAUCGUGUUGUUGCAACAGGCAAGAUUUCCUUCUUUCUCACGGCUGAAUAGCAUUCCAUUGUAUGUAUAUGCCCCACAUCUCCUUCACCCAGUCAUCUAUUGAUGGACACAGGUGGUCUCAAUAUCUUGGCUGUUCUGAACAAGGCUG